AUGAGCGGGAUUGACACCGGUGGCUUUGACACGGACGACACCCUCCUGCCGUCCGAAGCAGACUUUGUGUACUCCGCCCAGCUGCCGGCCGAUCAGCCGCUGCAGACCGAAUACAUGUACGAGGCCCAAAUGGCCCGCGAGCCACCGGCCACCCUGCCGCUUGGCACCGAGUUCAAGCUGCAGAGCAUGGGCCGGGCGUCGAGCGGCUCGUCGCCGCGUGCCACACUCGCCCCGUACCACUCGUCCGACUCGGACUCGGACUCGGGAUUUAACUCCCCGCCGACUGAUGACGACUCGUGGUCGGCCGACGGCGCCGGCGGAAGCUCCGGCGACGGUGCCGAUGUCGCGCCCGGCGACGUCGAUCUCUCGUACCGUGCCCUCGGUGGCCAGCUCGACGUCGUCACCGGUCGCGCUACCGACGCGAUUGAGGCCACCAGGCUGUUUGGGGCCUUUCUCGGCCAGUACGGCGCCCUUGAGGAGGCCUACGCCCGCGGCAUGGCCGAGCUCACAGACCGUGCCGCUGCUGCUGUCCAGCGCCUCAAAGGUGAGACGCUGCUCGGCAACUCGUCGCUCCUUGUCGCAUGGGAUGGCCUGCUCGGCGUCAUGAGCAAGAAGGCCAGUGCCACCGCCGCGUUUACCGCUCAGCUCGAGUCCUCGUGCAAGGCUGUUGCUAAGCUCGUCGACACCCUCCGCACUAAGCACGCCGCCAUCGUCAGCGAGCUCCACUCCCACCGCAAGGAGGCCAAGCUGCUGGCCAAGGACGUCGCCGCCGCCGAAAAGGCCUACACUGCCGCCCUCUCCAAGGCCAAGGCCGCCGAGCUCGCCGCAGGACCUGACGCGGCCCCGGUCGCCGCCUCCAACCCCAAGCUUGCCACAAAAGUCAAGCGUGCCGAGGACAAGUACGAGUCGGCUGUCCGCUGGUCGCAGGGCUACGCCCACGUCUACGCCUCGGAGCAUCUGCCCAACGUCCUCGCCAAGUUUGAGGCGGCCGAUGUCCACAGGACCUCGGCCCUGCAGUCGGUCCUCGUCUCGCUUGUUGCCGUCCUCAAGGCUACCCCUGACGAGACCUACCACGAGGAGACAUCGCGCCUCGCCUGCCGCGUCGCAGUCAUCGAUCCCAUCGCAGACGUCGAAACUUUUGUCGUCCGCACCCUCUCUGCACGCGCACGCCGCGCCCGCCGCGACGCUGAACGCAGCAACUCGUCUACGCCUGCGUGAUCGCCACAACCACCCCAGCCACCACGCCCCACACCACCACCGCCGGCAGCCAGACCUUGGCCCGCGCCCCGCACGACACGUACUGCCCGUGGCGCAUGAGCCCGGCCCACGCCGAGACCAUGCCCCAUGACCGUCCGCCGUACUCCAUAUCCGUCAGCGCCUCAGCCACGUGCGAGUGGCAGUUCUGCGUCACAAGAUGGUGCUUCUUCUCGCCAAAUACCGCAUCGGCCUCGGCAAUCGCCCCGUCGUACGCCUCGCUGUAUCGCCCCCCCUCGCCUCCCAUCUUCUCGCUCUUCAGCACCCACUCCAUCAGCGGCUCGCCGAACGAGAGCCGCCCUACAUUGACAUAGAAGUUGCCAGCAAAGUCUUGAAGCACCCCAUUCCG
This is a messenger RNA of Thecamonas trahens ATCC 50062, 1603 nucleotides long. RefSeq lists its product as uncharacterized. The transcript has 2 exons. Gene Ontology annotation, biological process: vesicle organization; clathrin-dependent endocytosis; actin filament polymerization. The record is from RefSeq and is a predicted model, not a curated record. The coding region runs from base 1 to 1218 and encodes 405 amino acids. Gene Ontology annotation, cellular component: cytoplasm; vesicle; plasma membrane. Lineage: Eukaryota; Apusomonadida; Apusomonadidae. Gene Ontology annotation, molecular function: phosphatidylinositol binding; microtubule binding.